This is a messenger RNA of Thalassophryne amazonica, 1650 nucleotides long. It is a transcript of the gene serpinc1, whose product is annotated as serpin peptidase inhibitor, clade C (antithrombin), member 1. The transcript is spliced from 8 exons. Gene Ontology annotation, molecular function: serine-type endopeptidase inhibitor activity. The coding region runs from base 17 to 1369 and encodes 450 amino acids. The record is from RefSeq and is a predicted model, not a curated record. Lineage: Eukaryota; Metazoa; Chordata; Actinopteri; Batrachoidiformes; Batrachoididae.
AAUCAUAUCGCUGAGGAUGAAGCCUGCUGAUUGGUUGUUGGCUCUGGUGCUGCUGUCGCUGCUCUCCAUCAGCACCCAGCAGAACAUCUGCAAUGCCAAACCCAAAGACCUCUUCUUGGAGCCACGAUGCGUCUACCGCAGUCCUGACACCGAGCCCGAGGGCCCCACCCCAGAUCUCGGACCCAUUCCCGAAUCCACCAACCCACGUGUGUGGGAGCUGUCCAGGGCCAACGGGCGCUUCGCCCUCUUGCUGUACCGGCAGUUGGCGGUCAGCAAGGACAACACCUCCAACAUCUUCAUGUCUCCCAUCAGCAUCUCCACCGCCUUCGCCAUGACAAAACUGGGGGCAUGCAACCAGACCCUGGAGCAGAUCAUGAAAGUCUUCCAGUUUGACACCAUCAAGGAGAAGACAUCGGACCAGGUCCACUUUUUCUUCGCGAAGCUGAACUGCCGUCUGUACCGGAAGAAGGACAAGACCACAGAAUUGAUCUCUGCCAACCGGCUGUUUGGAGAAAAGUCGCUGACCUUCAACCAAACGUACCAGAACAUCAGCCAGAUGGUCUACGGAGCCAAACUGCUGCCACUCGACUUCAAGGAUAAGCCAGAUCAGGCCCAACUCACCAUCAACAACUGGAUUUCCAACAAGACUGAGAACCGGAUCAAGGACACCCUGCCAGAGGGAGCGGUCAACCCCAACACAGUCCUGGUUCUGGUCAACACCAUCUACUUCAAGGGUCAGUGGAAGAAGAUGUUUGAUAAGGACAACGUGUUUCAGUCCAACUUCCAUGUCAGUGAGAAACGGACCUGCACGGUCUACAUGAUGUACCAGGAGACAAGCUUCCGAUACCGACACUUUCCUGAAGACCACGUCCAGGUUCUGGAGAUGCCGUACAGAGGAGAUGACAUCACCAUGGUAUUCAUCCUGCCGGACACGAGCACCACGCUCACACAGGUGGAGGACAGUCUGGACCUCGAGAAGCUGACCGGCUGGUUGGACAUGAUGACGACAGUGACGGUGUCUGUCUACAUGCCUCGGUUUCAGAUGGAGGACAGCAUCAGUCUGAAGGAGACGCUUCAGACCAUGGGACUGACUGACCUGUUUGACUCACACAAGGCCAGUCUGCCAGGGAUGCUGGAGGACGGUGGCGACGCUCUCUACAUAUCGGAGGUCUUCCAUAAAGCCUUCCUGGAGGUGAAUGAGGAGGGCAGUGAGGCGGGCGCCACAACUGUGGUGAUGGUGACAGGACGCUCUUUCAGCUUUGUGCAGCGGGUUUUCAAGGCAGACCGGCCGUUCCUGCUCCUCGUCAGAGAGUCCACCAUCAACACACUGCUCUUCAUGGGCCGCGUGGUCAAUCCCUGCAACCAAUAAAAACAAGAGGCCAUCCUAUCUAAACGCUCUGACCCGCCUCAUCUUAAGUCCCACCCACCCUGGGUUGUUGAUCCUAGAUUAGAAUGCUGGGUUCAAUUUUUUUAUGGCUGUUUUUCAUCCCUUUUAUUUAAACAGGAAAUAAGGAACGAGAGAAAGUCAGACAAAAUCCUAAUCCUUAAUCCAUAGUCACAGAUAAUCCCUGUGUGAAAUUGUGUCUUUGUCCACCAGAUCCUGAUCACUAUAGACUAAAGGAAACCUAAGAACACAGAAUGAUGGGAUCC